Molecule: messenger RNA, 1125 nt
Organism: Ilex paraguariensis (yerba mate)
Lineage: Eukaryota; Viridiplantae; Streptophyta; Magnoliopsida; Aquifoliales; Aquifoliaceae
Source: the annotation of a GenBank genome assembly
AUGCUAACCCAGAAAGUCGUUGAAGAAAAGACAGUUAGAGACGCAGAUAUGAGGGCUUUGGAGGGAGCAGUGAAGUGGCUAAGACCCCUUGUUGAGGGUGAAGGAUGGGACUACAUUGUGGUUUGGAAGUUGGGGGAUGAUCCUUCAAGGUUUAUUGAAUGGAUGGACUGUUGUUGUGGUGGUGGAAGUGGUGACCAUGUCAAUGUCACAGAGGAAAACUGUGUGGAGAAACAUCUGCUUCCUCUAUGCAGGGAUGGCUACAUUAAACAUCCCAUAAGAACUAAGGCUUGUGAAGCACUAGCCAGUUUGCCUUCUUCCAUUCCCGUGUAUUCUGGGAUUCAUAGCGAAGUAGUCAUAUCAACCCAACCAAGGUGGCUUAGUCAUGCCAAGACCUCCAAUCCAAAUCAUUCCCAGGACUCAAUUGGAACCCAAGUUCUGAUUCCAGUUGGAGGUGGGCUUAUUGAGCUCUUCAGUUCAAAGAUGGUACCUGUAAAUCACAAUUUCACAGACUUCAUCGCAACCCAAUACAAAACUAAUGACAACAUCUAUGCCUUUCUGGAUGAAUUUUAUAACAUUCUGCAAGAUGUUGGGUUUGCCAAUCAUCCGGUUAGGACAGAAAAUUUGAAGUUACAGAUGGAUGAAGCAUCAAUUCUGGGAGGCGCAAUAGAGUAUAUACAGGAAUUGCAGAAUGAUGUCAAUACACUUCAAGAUGAGCUCAGGGAGGCACCUGAAAGCACUCAAAUUCCUCCUGCUGCUAAGGACAAUCCAAGUUCAUCCACUCUUGGUGCAAAUAAACAACUGGAGGUAUCAUCAACAGUGGAAGUAAGCCAGAUUGGUGCAAGAUCUUUCCUUCUUAAGAUCAUUAACAAGCACAAGCGUGGAGGGUUUGCAAUGUUGAUGGAAGCUUUGAAGUUGUUGGAACUUCAAGUAAUCGAUGCCAAUGUUGCAACAUAUAAUGGCAUGGUGUCCAAUGUUCUCACGAUAGAGGCUAACGGAGCGGAAGUUCAGCCAGAUGCUUUAUUGACUCUGGUCACUAAAUGCCUACACAUUGAGGAAACUGAUGGGGUACUUCAACUCAAGAAUGCUCCAUGACUGGCUUUAUUACCCUCUUGUUUUUUUCUUUUG